Desarmillaria tabescens is the source of this 936-nucleotide messenger RNA. Its product is annotated as Aldo keto reductase. NCBI's taxonomy places the organism in Eukaryota, Fungi, Basidiomycota, Agaricomycetes, Agaricales, Physalacriaceae. The record is from RefSeq and is a predicted model, not a curated record. The coding region runs from base 1 to 936 and encodes 311 amino acids. Gene Ontology annotation, cellular component: cytoplasm. The transcript has 10 exons.
AUGGCUCUAACUCUCAGAAAGAUUGGCGGCGCCUUGAUCAAUCCCAUCGGCUUUGGCGCCAUGGGUCUCAGUGACUUUUACGGGAAAGUAGACUCCGACGAGGAGCGUUUCAAGAUUCUGGAUGCCGCGUAUGAGAAAGGCUGCAGGCACUGGGACUCUGCCGACAUUUACGGGGACUCCGAACUUCUCAUUGGAAAAUGGUUCAAGCGGACGGGUAAACGAAAUGAGAUUUUCCUUACUUACAAGUUUGGCAUUACCGCGAAUGGAGGUCUGGGCGAUCCCGAGUACGUUAAACAGCAAUGCGUCAAAUCCCUUGAGCGCUUUGGAGUUGAUUACAUCGACCUUUACUAUCAGCACAGACCCGAUCGUAACGUACCAAUCGAACAUACCGUUACCGCGAUGGCUGAGCUCGUCAAGGAGGGCAAGGUGAAGUAUCUCGGCUUAGACCUUCGUAGAGCGCAUGCUAUCCAUCCAAUCUCUGCCAUUCAGGUCGAAUUUUCUCCCCUCAGCCUAGGCAUCACCGUCGUCGCGUAUUCUCCAUUGGCUAGGGGCCUCAUCACGGGUCAAUACAAGUCCCCCGAUGACUUUGAAGAAGGGGAUUUCCGGAAAUCUAUUCCCAAGUAUUCCAAGGAGAACUUUCCCAAGAUUCUUGGCCUUGUCGAACAUUUGAAAGCGAUUGCGUCGAAGCAUGACGCGACACCUGGUCAGGUCACUCUUGCUUGGAUCCUUGCACAAGGCGGUGAUUUUUUUGUUAUUCCUGGGACGAAGAAGAUCAAGUAUCUGGAAGAAAACCUGGGAGCAGCUAAGGUCAAGCUCAUUCAAGAUGAGGUUGCUGCUAUCCGUAAACUCUCGGAGGAAAGUGAUGUUCCUGGAUCGAGGUAUUCAGCAGCCUGGAUGUCAUCUGUGUUGCAGGCGACGCCCGAGUUAUCCAAGUAA